Molecule: messenger RNA, 1095 nt
Organism: Erythranthe guttata (spotted monkey flower)
Lineage: Eukaryota; Viridiplantae; Streptophyta; Magnoliopsida; Lamiales; Phrymaceae
Molecular function (GO): protein binding
Source: RefSeq, a predicted model, not a curated record
AUGUUGUCGCAUACGAGGAAAAGGAUGCGUGAAAAUACGAUUAACGUUUCGGUACGAGUUGCGAAAAAUCGGAAGUUGGAUCCGAUAUUGAAAGUUGAGUGCGGUAAUAUUUUAAAAGAAUUAAUGAAUCACCCUGCUGGAUGGGUUUUCAGCGAGCCUGUUGAUCCUGUGAAGUUACAUAUUCCCGAUUAUUUCUCCAUUGUCUCCAAACCUAUGGAUCUUGGAACCGUAGAGGGUAAACUCAAUAUUUACUCUUGUGCCGACGAGUUUUUCGACGAUGUGAAACUGACUUUUGCGAAUGCGAUCUUGUACAAUCCCGGUUGGAACCAAGUUCAUCACUUGGCAAAGCAGUUGGAUUCUCUCUUCUGUAAGAGAUGGAAAAAAUUCGAGGCCGAUCGAAAACGAAAGAAAGAUUCUGAUACUCAGUGUGUUCGAAAGAAAUUGAAAAAAGAUUUGUCUACAGGUCAGGGUUUUUGUAUUCAACCAUGUAGGGUGGGGGUUGGUUCGAAGGACGAUUCUACCCCUGCGGCCUCCAGUACUUCUGUUGCUAAUGUCCAAAAACGGAAAAAAGAUUCCGUUGCUGAUUCAAAACUGGAUUCAAUAAAGGGCGUUGCUGCUGCUUCGAUUAUUAUGUCUACAUCGAACGUCGAAGAAAUGUCUCUGAAUAUCUCUAUGAGAGCUGCGAUGCUGAGAAGUCGGUUUGCAGAAACAAUCUUGAAAGCCAAGCAACAAUUGCACAAGGGUUCUAAUGAAGAGAGAGAAAGAAUCGAAGAAGAAUUUAGAGCUGCACAAAAGGAAGAUUUGAAGACGAGACGCAAGAUUGAGAGGAUGGCUCUUGAACAGAUGGAAAAAAGCAUUAGUAUAAAUGACGAUAACGCCCAUCUGUUGAAAGAGUUGGAGAGUUUGUGCGGCGAUUCGGCAUACAAUCUAUUUUACGGAAAGGUUACUAUUGCUAGUAAUUGUGUGGUUGUAAACCCUCUCGAGAAACUCGGCCUCUAUCUAAAGGAGGAUGAUUAUUAUUAUUUAGAAGAUGAAGAACAAGAUCGUGCACUGCUAGUUAUCGAGGAUGAGUUGGAAGAAGGGGAGGUUCGUUAG